Molecule: messenger RNA, 622 nt
Organism: Eleginops maclovinus (Patagonian blennie)
Lineage: Eukaryota; Metazoa; Chordata; Actinopteri; Perciformes; Eleginopidae
Product: galactose-specific lectin nattectin-like
Exons: 6
Coding region: 1-501 (166 amino acids)
Molecular function (GO): signaling receptor activity
Source: RefSeq, a predicted model, not a curated record
AUGGCAUCGAGUCUUCUUGUCAUUGUGGUGCUCUGUUUGACCACUGGACUGUGGAGUGGAGCAAACGCACACCCUGAAGAUGACCCGUGCUGCGACACAUGCAAGAUCUGCCCUGCUGGAUGGACCCAGUUUGACGGUCACUGUUACAUGUACCGGCAUGCCCCAAUGGUCUGGGCUGAUGCAGAGGUUGCCUGCGUUGCCAUCGGUGGGAAUCUGGCAUCGAUCCCCGACAAAGCGGUGUACGAAUUCAUCAGAAGGAUCAUAAACACAUCGACUAACAAAGAUGGAGCAACUUGGGUUGGAGGCAAUGACUCGUCAAAAGAGGGUGUGUGGAUGUGGAGUGAUGGUAGCAAGUUUGAUUUCCCAUUCUGGCCCGUUGGCGAGCCUAACAACGCUGGAAAAGGAGAACAUUGCAUGGAACUGAACUUCAAAGAAAAAGAUUUCCCCAACGACACAAAGUGCUCUUCAGAGAUGCCUUUUGUUUGUCGCAUGCGCCUGUGAGGAUCCCCGCCAUGCGAUGUCAAGUCUACCAGGGUAUCAGGCCUCGAUGAUAUCACUGUGAGAAGACAUAUCAACAUUUUUGAUUUAAAAUGUUGCUGAUAAAAUAAACAGAUACAUCCUG